AUGCCACGCUUCACCUCCCGCCGCUCAACCACCUCCACCACUCCCCCCCGCCGAACCUCAAACCCCAAUAUCCUGCCCUACCGCGACCAAAACAACCGCGUCGCAUACACCUCCACAUCCACCACCACCGAAGCCUCCCACACACUCGAACCCAUCCCUACAUACGACUCAGACGCCGAACCCCUCAUAAGCUCCUCCAUAUCGACAAACUCAGGGAAUGCACUACUCCCAGCCAGCGCAGGCGAGGGGUUAGAAGGGAAGGGAUUGAGUAACGAGGAGAUAGAAUGUUUCACAGCGACAGGCCGACCGAUGCCGAGGUUUACACCGGCGCCGUUUAUGAGCAUGGCCACGGAUAUGUAUAGUCUGCCCCAACUGCUGCCGGUGAGGUAUACGGAUGAUAGUGUUAUUCCUGCGAUUGUUGUGGGGGUUGUGCCGGGUUCUUCUCCUUCCUCCACCGAUCCAUCUUCCGCCAACCCUAUCGAGCCAUCAUCUACCGAACCUCCAGCCUCGCCGCCCAGGAAAAAGAGCAUAUUUGAUAAGUUCAAGCGCAAAGCUAGUGUUGAUACUGAGAAGGGGAUUACGAAGGUGGUAUACAUGCCGAGGAGGGAGUACAUGAAGUUCUUCGCCAGAGAUCUAAAGGGUGAGUAUGUUGGCACCGAGCCGUAUAGAAGAUGGAGCGAGGGCGAGCUGGAUGAGGUGUUUAGGGGGUUUCAGCCUAAAGUUCAGAAGAAAGCGGGGUAUAGGGUUCCUAGCUAG
Molecule: messenger RNA, 756 nt
Organism: Glarea lozoyensis ATCC 20868
Lineage: Eukaryota; Fungi; Ascomycota; Leotiomycetes; Helotiales; Helotiaceae
Exons: 1
Coding region: 1-756 (251 amino acids)
Source: RefSeq, a predicted model, not a curated record